Messenger RNA from Ilex paraguariensis (yerba mate), 2975 nucleotides. Lineage: Eukaryota; Viridiplantae; Streptophyta; Magnoliopsida; Aquifoliales; Aquifoliaceae. The record is from the annotation of a GenBank genome assembly.
UAGUGACUCUUUAUACAUAGCAUUAGCAAAGCUUGAAAUUUUGGGUGAUUGCAUUAAAGCUUUGGGGGUUUGUUUAACAGCUUCUUAGUUCUGGAGAUCACUCAGGUGAGGUCCCAACUCCAUUGGUGAGAUAAGAUUUGUGGGAAAAUGUGGAUUAUGGGGUUUGGCUUUUAAAUAGGUUUUGGGUAUAAAAUAAGGGGAGUGGCAGUGAUGUCAGUGGUAAGCAAGUGGGGCUCUCUGGUUUCCAGAUCUAUUUAGUAUUUGGGAGUAAUGAGUUUGUUGGCUAUGUCUCCUUGACUGACCCUUUGUGCCCGGGGUCGUCGGGCUCUGCUACCAAGCAAGGAAGCAAACUCUUCAGUGACUCUCUUCCCAUUCAAGAGAACAAUUUGUUAAAACCCAUCACCCAAAUUCCUCUCUCUUUCUCUCUCUCUCUCUUGCCUUGAAUUGUGGAAAAGCUUCGGUCAUACAAGAUAAUAGAUCAUCUUCCUCCCUUGAUACAUCCUAUCUGUCUUUUAACCGCAGUAAUUUGGUAACAUCCAGGAAUAAUCCAAUAUCAAUUUCUGAGGUCUUCCUAUUCUUGCCCUGGAAUUUGUUAUCCCUGCUUCUUGUUGAGGUGUAUGUGAUUUGGACCAGGGGUCACAGUGAAUUUGCUGAAUUGGCAGAAGUUGGGUAUUGACAUCUCAGAGGUGAAAAGAUCUCCUUCUUGACACAAUGAAGUUUAUGAAGCUUGGAUCAAAGCCUGAUUUGUUUCAGACAAAUGGAGACAAUGUCAGGUAUGUAGCAACUGAGUUGGCAACAGACAUAGUCAUCAACGUGAGGGAUGUUAAAUUUCAUCUGCACAAGUUUCCCCUUCUGUCCAAGAGUGCACGCUUACGGGAGCUGGUUGCAAUAACAGAUGAGGAAAACAAUGAUGAAGUCAACAUUAAUGAUAUACCUGGUGGACCUGCUGCCUUUGAAGUAUGUGCUAAGUUCUGUUAUGGUAUGACAGUCACUCUGAAUGCAUACAAUGUAGUUGCAGCUCGUUGUGCAGCAGAAUAUCUGGAUAUGUAUGAAACCAUCGAGAAAGGCAAUCUUAUCUACAAGAUUGAAGUCUUCCUCAACUUUAGCAUUUUCCGGAGUUGGAAAGACUCGAUCAUCGUUCUUCAAACAACAAAGUCUCUUCUUCCUUGGUCUGAGGAACUGAAGGUUGUCAGCCACUGCCUAGACUCCAUAGCUUCUAAAGCUUCCAUUGAUGCUUCAAAGGUAAAGUGGUCAUACACCUAUAACAGUAACAAACUCCCAUCUGAGAAUGGAAAUGAUCCACAAUGGAAUGGUGCUAAAAAACAGCAAAUAAUUCCUAAGGACUGGUGGGUGGAGGACCUGUGUGAGCUUCAAGUUGAUUUAUAUAAACGGGUCAUAACAACCAUAAAAACAACGGGAAUAAUGUCUGCAGAUGUAAUUGGAGAAGCCUUGAAAGCAUAUGCCCUGAGAAGGUUGCCAGGGUUUAGCAAGGGUGUGGUACAUGAUGGUGACAUCAUUAAGAGUCAGUAUGUGGUUGACACCAUAACGUGGCUGCUGCCCUCAGAGAAAGGCAGUAUUCCUUGUAGUUUCUUGCUGAAAUUGUUGCAGUUAUCAAUUAUGUUAGAAUGUGGAGAGAUGGUAAGAAGGGAGCUGAUUAGAAGAAUUGGACAGCAGCUAGAGGAGGCUACUGUGGCUGAUCUUUUGAUUCCAGCUCCAGCUGGUGAAACAAUUGUGUACAAUAUUGAUAUAGUAAGAGACUUGGUUCAGGAGUUUCUGAAGCAGGAGUGGAGUGCUCAUACUCAUUGUCUCAUAGAAAAUGAAUUCCUGGAGAUAAGAAGCCCUGGGUUUGUAUCAAAUGCCUCCAAGGCAAAGUUGGCUAAGCUGGUUGAUGCCUACCUUGCUGAAGUUGCAAGAGAUCCUAAUCUACCUCUCUCAAAAUUCGUUGAUCUUGCAGAAAUGGUAUCUGGUUUCUCAAGAAUGUCUCAUGAUGGAAUUUACCAUGCCAUUGACAUGUAUCUCAAGGAACACCCUGGGAUCAGCAAGAGUGACCGAAAGAAAAUUUGCAGGCUCAUGGACUGCAAGAAGCUCUCAGUGGAUGCAAGCAUGCAAGCUAUGCAAAAUGAGCGACUCCCACUAAGAGUUGUUGUGCAGGUCCUCUUCUUUGAGCAGGUCAGGGCCAUGACAGCAACCAGUGGUUCCAACACACCUGACCUUCCUGUGUCCAUCAGGAGUUUACUCCCCGGUGGUUCCCAUGGGAGCUCCUGGUCUGCAACAACCAACACAGAAGAGGACUGGGAUUCGAUGCCAACUGCUGAAGAGUUCAAGGUUUUGAAGGGGGAGCUGGCUACUCUACGGUUGAGGGAAGGGGGACGUGGCAAUAACAGUAACAUGAAUGAAUGUACCAAAACAAAUGACAAAAAAAUUGCUGCCAGUGAAGUUAAAGGUUUGCUCAUGUCAAAAAACAUCUUUUCGAAGCUUUGGUCAAGGAGAGACAGAUCAAACGAGAACAGCAGUUCAGAAACAUCGGAGAGCCCUGGUUCUACAAUUGCGGAGGAGACAAAGUCCACCCCAUCAAGAAGCAGAAGGCAUUCAUCAUCUUAGUGUCGAUACAACUAGGAACCGUAGUCUUGGAUCAGUAUUUAGAAUUGUAUCAUGAAAUAAUGAUAGGAUGUUAGAAAACCCACAGACAUCUUCCAGCUAGCUUGGGUAUGAAAGGAAAAGAUUUUGCACCUGUAUCUUUUGGUCAAUAGAAGCAUCUGGUUACUAUAAAGACCAGCUUGGGACUGAGUUUUACCAUGAAAAGGUUCAUAAAUGUUGAUUGUGAUUUUUUGUACCCAAAGAGAAUUGGAGGUUCCUUCUUAUAUUUGUUUUUGCUUCUCUUGUUUUAGAUUAGGGUUUUGAUUGUGCUUGUGACCCAAAUUUGCUAGACAGUAUGUGGAAAAGAAAUGCCAAUGAGGAGGAAUAUAGAAAUAAGC